This is a messenger RNA of Selaginella moellendorffii, 774 nucleotides long. Its product is annotated as S-norcoclaurine synthase 1. The record is from RefSeq and is a predicted model, not a curated record. Gene Ontology annotation, molecular function: dioxygenase activity. Bases 1 to 774 code for a protein of 257 amino acids. The transcript is spliced from 3 exons. NCBI's taxonomy places the organism in Eukaryota, Viridiplantae, Streptophyta, Lycopodiopsida, Selaginellales, Selaginellaceae.
AUGGAGGGCAUUCCAGUGGUGGACUUUGCAUUAUUUAUGGAAGACCCAGGAAUUGCUAGGAAACGCCUAGAAUCGUUGGAAAAGAUCAACAAAGCGUGUAAGGAAUUUGGUCUAUUUCAAUUGGUUAACCAUGGUUUGGAUUCUCACAUCUUGAGCAAGGCACUCCAAAAUGCUCACAGCUUCUUUGAGCUCCCUCUGGAAUACAAAUGCAAAUUUACUACCGCCAACAAUUCAGUUGGUUUCGUGCACCAAAGUGGUGCUAAAGGAGGACCUCUAGAUCGAAAGGAGCAUUUCAUGAUUGCUGCAGAAGAUAAGUCCACCUUGUGGCCAGAUUUAAUAUCGAGCUUCAGCUUGGGAGCUCCUGGCGAAACUCUCCGCAAGUGCUAUGACAAGAAUGCAGAUUACUACAAUUUUCUCCACUAUCCAGCUUGCUCCGACUAUCAGGGCCAAGUUCUCGCCCCUCAUCAAGAUGGUACCAUCUUCACCAUGGUGUCCCAGCUUAAUCGUGUUCCUGGUUACCAGGUGUGGACCAACGGACUUUACAAAGGUGCCGUUCAUCGUGUAGUAGCGAACAAGGCUCAACGUUUCUCAUUUGUAUACAGCUAUCUCCCCGAAGGCAAAACUCGAAUCGCUCCUAUUCCAGAAUUUGCGAGUGGUCACCCAAAGUACAAAAGCUUUAUGCAGGAAGAUUAUUUGAAGUUGAGAUUUGAGAAUAAGAGGCUGGAAAACAACUUUAGUAAAAAUAUCACCAUCGAUUACUAUGCCAUUGAUUAG